Molecule: messenger RNA, 2338 nt
Organism: Pyrus x bretschneideri (Chinese white pear)
Lineage: Eukaryota; Viridiplantae; Streptophyta; Magnoliopsida; Rosales; Rosaceae
Product: pentatricopeptide repeat-containing protein At1g43980, mitochondrial
Exons: 1
Coding region: 282-2207 (641 amino acids)
Biological process (GO): RNA modification
Molecular function (GO): RNA binding; protein binding
Source: RefSeq, a predicted model, not a curated record
ACCAGAAUGGUGCGCCAAUAGCACUAUCAAUCACAAAACUAACGGCAGCCAGGAACGCUGUCCUCUGCUUGCGCGGGAGGCAAAACUUGCUUAAAAUUGUUAAUGCUUUUCACAUUUAAGGCGUUGUCGAUUGGUUCUUUACCGAUCGGUAGCUACGUAGAUGGAAAAAGAAGAAGCAGAUCCAGCAGCAAAAUCACCCGCAAGAUGGUACGGUAUCACUGCUUAAACCCUGCAUUGCCCAAAAGCAACCAUCUCUGUAUCCAUACAAGCACUGAGUUUGCAUGCACUCGUACUUUAAGCAGCUUCAUGGAUUUCAUAAGACCUCUCUCUCCUAUUAUUCUCGUCUAAUAGAUCACUGUUUGUCACUAAAGUCUGUAAAUUUUGUGAAAAUUAUACACGCCCAGUUGAUCAAAGUAGGGUUUAACAGCCAUACUUUUCUGGGUAAUCGUUGUCUCGAUGUUUACUUUCGAUUUGGUGACACCCUGCACGAUGCAUUGAAAGUGUAUGAUGAAAUUACCGAGAAGAAUCUCGUUUCGUGGAACAUUUGCUUAAAGGGGCUCAGUCGAUUUGGGGAGAUUCAAAAAGCCCGCCAUAUGCUUGCUGAAAUGCCUGAAAGAGAUGUAGUUAGUUGGAACUCGAUGAUUUCGGGUUAUGUUUCCUGUGGGUUUAUGGAUAAUGCAUUGGAGAUUUUCUCACAAAUGCAAAUCGCUGGCGUGAGACCUAGUGAGUACACAUUCUCAAUUAUGAUGACGCUUGUGACGUCUGCUUGUUAUGGUAAGCAAAUUCAUGGUGAUAUGAUUAGGAGCGGUAUGAAUUUGUCAAAUGUGGUUCUUGGGAAUUCUUUAAUUGACAUGUAUGGAAAGCUUGGUUGUGUGGAUUAUGCUUUUGGCGUGUUUUUCACUAUGGAGGAGGUGGAUGUUAUCUCGUGGAACUCUUUGAUUUCAGGUUGUCAUAGAUCAGGGUAUGAGGAAUUGGCACUAGAUCAGUUCUUUUGGAUGAGAGCCACCGAGUAUGCACCUGAUGAGUUUACAAUAUCAACUGUGAUCAAUGUUUGCUGUAACUUGCUUGAUUUGGAAAAGGGUAAGCAAACAUUUGCCUUCUGCUUCAAGGUGGGAUUUUUUUCUAAUAGCAUUGUAUCAAGUGCUGCUAUUGACCUGCUUUCGAAAUGCAACAGAUUAGAGGAUGCAAUCCGGCUCUUUGAAGAACUAGAUUGGUGGGAUUCAGCUGUUUGUAAUUCCAUGAUUUCAAGCUAUGCACAGCAUGGCUGUGGGGAGGAUGUUGUGCAACUGUUUGUGUUGACCUUGAGGGAGAACCUAAGGCCAACUGAGUUUACACUCAGCAGCAUGCUAAGCUCUGUGUCCAUUUUUCUUCCAGCAGAGCCGGGUAGCCAAAUUCAUUCUUUGGUUGUUAAGUUAGGUUUUGAGUCAGAUGUAAUUGUUGCUAGUUCACUUGUUGAUUUGUACAGUAAAGCUGGAUUGGUAAAUUAUGCCAUGAAAAUAUUUUCAAAUAUGGGCGUGAAAGAUUUGAUAACUUGGAACACCAUAAUUAUGGGUUUGGCUCACAAUGGUAAAGUGUUCGAGACCCUGAGCAUUUUCAAGGAAUUGGUUAGCAAAGGUGCUGCACCAGAUAAUUUAACACUAGCUGGAGUUUUAUUGGCUUGCAACUUUGGGGGUUUUAUUGAAGAGGGGAUGACCAUAUUUUUAACAAUGGAGAAGGAAUAUGGAAUCGUACCUGGGGAAGAGCACUAUGCUCCCAUAGUAGACUUGUUGUGUCGAGCUGGUAAACUCAGAGAAGCAAUGGAUGUACUAGCAGCAAUGCCUUAUGAACAUGGUUCUGUGGUAUGGGAAUCGAUUCUUCGUGCUUGUGUGAUUCACGGAGACUUUAAACUCACGGAAAGAGUUGCAAAAAGGAUGAUGAAGUUGGUGCCACAUUCAUCUCUACCUUAUUUGGUACUAGCUAGGGCAUAUGAAAUGAGAGGAAAAUGGGAAAGCAUGAUUUGGGUCAGGAAAGCCAUGAUACUUAACGGGGUGAAGAAUGUUGUAGGAUGCUGUUGGAUUGGGAUUCAGAACCAUGUAUAUACCUUUAACGCAAAAGAAUUACAGCCUCCAAGAGGCAAAGACAUUUAUUUGAUAUUGAGAUUACUGUCAUCGGAAAUGGAGGCUGAAGAUUACACUGACAAUCUAACAAAAGUAGCGCUGAGACGAUAAAAAGUGAAGACAAGCAACAGAGUAAGAGUUCAUCUCCUAUUAUUGAUCCAUAUAGUUAGGGAUAUAGUCUGUCCAAUUUCAUUUAACCAUAGUAUAUCAAUUAUUUGUAGAACACGAAAAUUUGAUUUGAA